AUGCCGGAGUUGGAGGUGAAGAAAUUGAGGAGCGAGAUGCGAUACAUGCGGCGUAUGAGAACAGCACGAAACUCGACCUUCAAGCAACCUAUAAUACUGAACGAACCGCUUGAAUCGGCGGCUGCAUGGCCAGCCCGAGUGUUGAUGUGGGUGAAUGGGGGGUGGGGGAGAGGAAGGGGGGAGGGGGAAAUUCCGUUCCGUCUCUCCAAACUAGGUCCCGUCUCGGGAUUUUCAAUCGAUAGCCAGAUCUACCUAGCUCGCCGGUCUGCAAUAAUACCCAUGGCGGGGAUGGGCUCGGCCACGUUUGAUGCGAUCGACCAUCAGUCAGAUAGGAAAUUCGUUGAGAGCCUUGGAACUUUACCAAGGACCAAGGAAAACGUUGGCAAGCUCAGGUACUAUGAAACGGUGGUGGCCAUUGGGAAGCUGUCAAUCAAUAGUCCGGCGACAAUCUCACUUGACGUCGGGCUCAAAAGUAAAGAUGGUGGCAUGCAAAUCAUGAUUGCGAGUCCAACAGCAUCCAAGAUCCAUAUUAUUUUCGAGGCCAAGACGCAGCCGCUGUUGACGAACAAUAACAACGCCAAUGAUAAUAAUAAUAAUAAUAAUAAUAAUAAUAAUAAUAAUAAUAAUCAUGUCUCGCCGCCCGUAGAGCGCGAGCGACGCGACUCCGAGAACAGCGUCACGAACUGCGACCCAUAGACUCCGUCCGACCAAUUAUCAGAACCAUUAUGCGACAGCAAUAAAACCAUCUACUAUUCAAUUAACGACGAUCAUGAGUUCGCCUGAAGGACAAGAUCUGCUGCUGCCCACUGAAGCACUAAAUUUGGGAUCCCUCAAGGCUUCUCCUUGUUCUCAGACCUCUCGCAUGGCCGGCAUGGCUGCGGUUCAUGUCCCGAAAGAGAAGACAGCAAGUGAUACCAUACUCGAGCGGGCAUAUCGUGCAUUGCAUCCGAUUGCUUUGAUUUCAAG
This is a messenger RNA of Pseudomassariella vexata, 966 nucleotides long. RefSeq lists its product as uncharacterized. The transcript has 5 exons. The coding region runs from base 1 to 696 and encodes 231 amino acids. The record is from RefSeq and is a predicted model, not a curated record. NCBI's taxonomy places the organism in Eukaryota, Fungi, Ascomycota, Sordariomycetes, Amphisphaeriales, Pseudomassariaceae.